AUGAAAAAAAAUGUCUAUGGUCUGUCGGAUUUGACAGUUUUCCCGACCGAUCGCCCAGUUCGUUUCUUAUAAAAUUCGGUAAAAAACACGAAUAAACAUGGCUUUUGGUGAUUAUCCGAAGGAAUACAAUCCUUCUACUCACGGGCCAUACGAUCCUGCCCGCUACUAUGGGAAACCUGAUACUCCUUUCGGCCAAGUUAAAAUCAGUGAACUCGGUGCGUGGUUGGCGCGCAGAAACAAGACCCCAUCAGCCGUCAUGGGCGCAUGCAGCCGAGCCUGGUGGAGGUGGCAACACAAGUAUGUGCAGCCCAAGCGUGUGGGCAUCGCUCCAUUCUUCCAGUUGCUGGUCGGUUCCAUGACCUUCUUCUACGUCAUCAACUAUGGCAAACUGAAGCACCACAGGAACUACAAGUACCACUAAAGAGAGAGUCAAACCGCAAGAUAGAUCACUGUAUUUAUUAUGUCUGGGUCUACAUGUGUUUAUGUUAGUGCAUUAAAUCUACUGCAAUAAAAUUACUAGAGUCAACUGUA
Messenger RNA from Pectinophora gossypiella (pink bollworm), 531 nucleotides. It is a transcript of the gene ATPsynF, whose product is annotated as putative ATP synthase subunit f, mitochondrial. Bases 98 to 421 code for a protein of 107 amino acids. The transcript is spliced from 4 exons. Gene Ontology annotation, molecular function: proton-transporting ATP synthase activity, rotational mechanism. Gene Ontology annotation, biological process: proton motive force-driven mitochondrial ATP synthesis. The record is from RefSeq and is a predicted model, not a curated record. NCBI's taxonomy places the organism in Eukaryota, Metazoa, Arthropoda, Insecta, Lepidoptera, Gelechiidae.